Messenger RNA from Varroa destructor (honeybee mite), 9508 nucleotides. RefSeq names its product chromodomain-helicase-DNA-binding protein Mi-2 homolog (gene Mi-2). The record is from RefSeq and is a predicted model, not a curated record. Gene Ontology annotation, molecular function: histone binding; ATP-dependent chromatin remodeler activity; ATP hydrolysis activity. Gene Ontology annotation, cellular component: nucleus; chromatin. NCBI's taxonomy places the organism in Eukaryota, Metazoa, Arthropoda, Arachnida, Mesostigmata, Varroidae. Gene Ontology annotation, biological process: chromatin remodeling.
AACUCUCUGACCUCUUUACGAAAUAGUCACAAAAAUUAAUUUCUAAGUUUAAGAAAAUAAUUCGGAGCGUUGAUUCGUCUCUGCAAAUAAAAACCGGAACGAUCAUCAGUUGUUGAUAUGUCAAUGUGUUAACGUAAAAUUAUGUUAGUUCAUUAAUGCACAGUGGAAGAUUUACGAAGUGGUAACUCUAAUUCUACUUUCGUCUAAUGCCACAUUUGUUGUUUCAUCCUUGAUCUUAGAUGCAUGUUCUUCAGAAGGAAUUUUCCAGCAUAUUUUAGUCAUUCUUACAUUGAAAUUCACUAUGUUUUUCGACACUUGUAUUUCUUUUGAGUUAAGUUAAAUUCCUCUAGAUUAUAAUCUUUAAAAUUUGGUAAGUGACUUGUUACUCUCGAGGACGCUAUAGUGAUUAUUACUACGACUUUUUGUCAUUUCUAUUCUGCGCUUUUUGUCGAAUGCACCGAUAGACAACGUUUAUUUUUUUUAUCCUUAUUUAUUUAUAAAUUCGAACGGGCACGGUAUUACAAUAGCCCCAUCUCUCAUUAAAACUUCUUCUGCACGGCAUGCCCACUUGUAGUUCAGAAUGUUGCAUCCCGGGUAGCUCUUAGAGCGAAUCAAUGGAAUAUUUCAUUAAGGGAAUCUGAAGUUUUCUUGAUAUCCAUCAAGCUAAUAACCAUCAUUCCAUUCAGCGAGAGAAAUCAUUAAGCUCCAUCUCAGCUUAAGGGCUCAGCACGUUGUUGAGCAAGGCAAAUGCAGUUUUGAACUCAUACAUAAGUUGUUCCUUUGCCUGGAACAUUGAAACUAACAAAAUCGAUCCAGAAUCGAUUGCAGCUUGUGUAUCUAAUCAAAUAAUAUUUUUUCAUUAAAGUCUACAUUUAGUGAUUGAGUUGUACAACAGGUUGCAAGCAGGAGUUCCAACAAGUUUUGCUAUGGAUUUUCCCGCGUUUCAUUUGAACGGAUGAGCGUCUCGCCACCGUCGCAAGUUUGUUUGGCAGAACAAACGAGUUAGUGUUCUAGACAUACGACAGUAGCCUUAAGCAGCCGCCAUCUCUCCCUCGCAACUCGGCGGCUUCUCGGCAGCAUCGGCAGCUCGGAGCUGCUGUGAGCAUCGUUUGAUCGGUGGUUAUCCCGCGGCAAGUAGUGGUGAAGUUUGUGGCACUUAGAAGAGCUGAGGGAACGUGUUACCUCCGCUAUUGUUUGGUGUUGCCUCUAGAGGAACUGUCGUAACGUGGGCCCUGACCGGGCUUCGGUAAAAGCCGGUAUGGCCGAUCUCGACGAGGAGAACUUCAGUGGGGGUUCAGAAGAGGAGCAAGAAGUUGAAGGAGGGGGUGCCAACGCCGAUGUUGACUACGAUGAAGCUGGCGAAGAGGAAGAAUCCGGGGCCGGUCAGCGCCGGGGCGGAAGUCGCAAGGCAAAAAAGCGUAAGGCAGCUCAGAGAGACAAAAAAGCAAAGAAAAAGAAACGUCGUAGCCGCGCGGCAGCUAACAGCGACGAUGAUGAGAACAGUAAGGCCGAAAGCGAUGCAGCACAACAAAGCGACGAAGAAUACACAGCUAAGCCCAGUAAACGACGCGGUGAGAGCGCUGUUGCACAGGAAGAAAAUGAAUCAAAUACCAAAUCGGUAGCUGAAAUUCUUGAAGAAUUCCAAAUGGUUGAUGCCAUGACUGAGUAUACUGAUGAAGAUUAUCAAGAGCUAACGUCAUAUAAGGUGUAUUCUAUGAAAAUUCGGCCAUUGAUUCAAAAGGCCAAUCCAAAAGCUGCUAUGGCUAAAAUCAUCGCGUUGAUGUCGGCUAAGUGGGCAGAGUUUUCUAAAGGUCAUCCGAAGCCGGAGCUUCUAGAACAGGAACAGACAAAAGAAGAAAAGGACGAUGAUAAGCCGUUAAAGCGAGGCCGGAAAAAUGCGCAGGCCGCUAAGAAAGAAAAGGUACCUGCUAUUAAGAUCAAGAUAGGUGGAAAACGCGUCUCCGGGCGUCGGCGGCCUAAUCAGUCGUCGGACGAGGAAGCAGACGUCCAGGAGGAUGACGACAGCGACGCAAAUUUUGAGGCUGCCCUCGAGGAAGCCGCUGCAGCGGCGCCAAAGCGAGGUGCUCGACGUAGCGCCCCUGCUAAAGCUGGUAAGCAAGCACCCAGCACCAGCUCGAGCGUCGCCAAACCUAAACGCAGUGGUAAGAAGGCAUCAUCGGACAACGAGGACGCAUAUGACACCGAUCACCAGGACUACUGUGAGGUAUGUCAACAGGGUGGUGAAGUGAUCCUCUGUGACACGUGUCCACGUGCCUAUCAUCUUGUGUGUCUCGAACCGGAGCUCGAGGAGCCUCCUGAGGGACGCUGGAGCUGCCCGCGCUGUGAAGGCGACGGGAUAUCGGCUGAGGGCGGAGCUCCCGAUGCUCAGGAGGCUGCCGGGCCCCGCUCGAAAGGUGGCAGCAGCAGCAGCAGCAAAAAUAAGGAGGGUGGUGGUGAUGAACAUAUGGAAUAUUGUCGCUCUUGCAAGGAAGGUGGAGAUUUGCUACAUUGUGAUCAAUGUCCUGGUUCAUACCAUCUCGACUGUGUGUUCCCACCGAUUUCGCGUGCGCCUGCGGGCAAAUGGACCUGCCCAAGAUGUGCGUGCGAACCCCUGAAAGGGCGCGUUCAGCGCAUUCUGUCGUGGAAAUGGGCCGAGUGGAAAGUGGAAGACGAAAACGAGGAAGACGAGGAAGACGAGAAGGACGACAAAGAUGAAAAAGAAAAGGAAGAGGGCGAAGAGGACAAAGAAAAGAAGAAGCCAGAACCGCGUGAGCCUGUAAAAUAUCGUUUGUUUUUUAUCAAAUGGCACGACAUGUCGUACUGGCAUUGUUCUUGGGCCAAUGAAUUGCAGUUGGACGUUUUCCAUCCGUCAUUGUUGCGGAACUACUCUCGAAAAAAUGACAUGGAUGAGCCCCCGCAAGCCGAAGAUCUCCCUAACCAUAAAUCGUCUUUGGCCAAACGAGAUAAACACUACGCUGAACUGGAGGAAAAGUAUUAUCGUUACGGAAUCAAACCCGAGUGGUUGGAAAUAAGUAGGGUAAUUAAUCAUCGCACAUACCGCGCCGGACAAAAUGUAUACUUAAUAAAGUGGCGUGAGCUAGACUACUCAGCUUGCACUUGGGAAGUAGAAGAUAAUGGCGGGGAGUUUGAGAUUACGGAUAUGAAGAAGUUUGUCCAGGAGUACUGGGAUUUCCGAGCCCUCAUGGAACAUACAGAGAAUGUUUGUAAUAAGAAACCUGGAAGCAAACCAUCCAAAAGCAAGAAAAAGACAGAGGCGUUUGGUCGGUACUCUGUGCCACCAUUUGAGAAGCCUCUUAACGAUCCCAAAAAGAAAUAUGAAGGUCAACCGCCGUACGUAGUAGAAAACGGCAAUCAACUGCAUCCGUACCAGCUGGAGGGCAUUAACUGGCUUCGCUUUUCAUGGGGCCAACGUACUGACACAAUUCUCGCCGAUGAAAUGGGUCUCGGAAAGACCAUCCAAACUAUCACAUUUCUCUACUCGCUUUAUAAAGAAGGCCACUCACGUGGGCCAUUCCUCGUUGCUGUGCCGCUUUCUACACUGAUCAACUGGGAACGCGAGUUUGAAUUAUGGGCACCAGAAAUGUACGUCGUGACGUACGUGGGCGAUAAAGAUUCACGUGCCGUUAUUCGUGAGAACGAAUUUUCGUUCGAAGAAAAAGCUGUCCGCAGUUCGAACAAGGUUUUUAAGAUGAAAAAAGACGCACCUAUAAAAUUUCACGCUCUUCUCACAUCUUAUGAACUCAUCUCUAUGGACCAGGCAUUGCUUGGCAGUAUCGACUGGCACGUUCUAGUAGUAGACGAAGCUCAUCGCCUGAAAUCAAAUCAGUCUAAGUUCUUCAAGGUGCUUAGUCAAUAUCCGAUUCGGUACAAGCUUUUACUCACAGGAACACCACUGCAAAAUAAUCUGGAAGAGCUGUUCCACCUCAUGAACUUCCUCUCCCCGGCGAACUUCAAUGAUUUACAAGGGUUCCUGAACGAGUUCGCGGACAUCGCUAAGGAGGAGCAGGUGAAGAAACUGCAUGACCUGCUGGGCUGCCACCUCCUGAGGCGACUCAAGGCCGACGUCCUAACGGGCAUGCCCUCCAAAAGCGAAUUCAUUGUCCGCGUCGAGCUCAGCCCCAUACAAAAGAAGUAUUACAAGUGGAUCUUGACGCGUAACUACGAUGCGCUUUCUAUUAAAGGAGGGGGCCAAUCUGUGUCGCUUCUAAAUAUUAUGAUGGAUCUUAAGAAGUGUUGUAACCAUCCCUUCUUGUUCCCGGCGGCGCAAACUGAAGCCGAACGUUUAGCCAACGGAGCAUUUACUGUAAACAGUCUCGUGAAAUCAUGCGGUAAAAUGAUUGUUAUGCAGAAGAUGAUGAAACUGCUUAAGCAGCAGGGCCACCGUGUGCUGAUUUUCUCACAGAUGACCAAGAUGCUUGAUCUUCUGGAGGACUUUCUUGAAGGUGAGGGCUACAAAUAUGAGCGUAUCGACGGAGGUAUCACAGGAACAAUGCGCCAGGAAGCUAUUGAUCGCUUCAAUAAGCCUGAUGCUGAACAAUUCUGCUUUUUGUUAUCAACAAAAGCUGGAGGUCUGGGUAUUAAUCUCGCCACAGCAGACACUGUCAUCAUUUACGAUAGUGACUGGAAUCCGCAUAACGAUAUUCAGGCUUUUUCGCGCGCUCACCGUCUUGGCCAAACAAACAAAGUAAUGAUAUAUCGAUUUGUCACGCGCGCUUCCGUAGAGGAGAGAGUCACUCAAGUAGCAAAGAAAAAAAUGAUGUUGACUCAUCUUGUUGUACGUCCUGGAAUGGGCCGACAGGGUAAUGCUGCCAUGUCAAAACAGGAGCUGGACGAUAUUCUGCGCUUCGGAACGGAAGAACUGUUCAAGGAUGAAGAUGGCGAAGACAAUGCUAUUCACUACGAUGACAAAGCCAUCGUCCAGCUUCUUGAUCGUACCAAGGAAGGCAUUGAAGAGAAGGAAAUGGCUGCUAAUGAGUACCUUGACUCGUUCAAGGUGGCGGCUUAUGUAAAGAAGGACGCCACCGAGGAGGAGCCCGAAACCGAGAUUAUCAAGGAAGAGGUGGAGAGUGCUGAUCCCGCGUACUGGGAGAAGCUUCUGCGUCAUCACUAUGAGCAACAACAGGAAAUUAUUUCGGGCCAGCUAGGCAAGGGGAAGCGCGUACGUCGCCAAGUGAACUACAACGAUACGGAACAGGGCGGUUCAACAAGAGGACGCCAACUUGACGACAACUGGAAUGAGCCGGUGUCUGACUAUAAUUCUGAUUUCAGCAUGCCGUCCGAUGGCGACGAUGAUGACUUUGAUGAUAAGGAAGGUGGAAAUAUGGACAAAUUGCGCCGGAGCCGUAAAAGCGAAAAGGAUCGUCCGCUUCCACCGCUACUCGCCAAGGUUAACGGCAAUAUUGAGGUUUUGGGCUUCAAUGCCCGCCAGCGGCGAGCAUUCCUUAAUGCUAUCAUGCGAUACGGUAUGCCUCCACAAGACGCUUUCAACUCCCAGUGGCUAGUGCGAGACCUCCGUGGAAAAUCGGAAAAGAAUUUCAAAGCGUAUGUCUCAUUAUUUAUGCGUCAUCUUUGCGAGCCGGGUGCUGAUAAUUCAGAAACAUUUGCUGACGGCGUUCCUCGCGAAGGUCUUAGUCGACAACAUGUUCUUACACGUAUAGGAGUUAUGUCGCUGAUACGCAAAAAGGUGCAGGAAUUUGAGCAUAUUAAUGGUGUAGCAAGCAUGACAUCGGAAGAGCUUGGCCUGAAUAAGGCCAAGAAGAAAGAGGAUGAGGAGGCAGAGGCAAAAGCCAAAGAAACUAAAGAUGAAGAACAGAAAGAGAAAACAGACGGAUCUCCUGAAUCGAAAACCGACAAGGACAAAGAAGUUAGCGACAUUAAAGAUGGCGUUGUUGGUGCUGCUGUCGCAGAGAAAGAUGCGAAGCCCACCGAAGCAGGUGGCGAUGAGCAAGAAGCGACCAAAAAAGAAGAGAAAUCAGAUGCCAAGGAAUCAGAGAAGGCCUAUGUCGAAACUAAAAAAGAGCCAGAACCUGCUGAAAAUCCCAAGGACACUAAAGAUAAAGAAGAUGAAAAAGCAAAGACAGAGGCUGAGGGAAAGGACGAAGCUAUCAAGGAGGAGUCGAAAGAUGAGAAGGCUGCAGAAGACAAGUCUAAGCCUUCUGAGAAUAAAGAAAAUGAAAAAGAUAAGACCGAGACCGAAACUACCGCUGAAACAGAAGAAAAAAUAGCAAAGCUGGGGUUACCCUCUGAGUCAAUUUCUAAAAGGAAGUUCAUGUUCAACGUAGCUGAUGGUGGCUUUACCGAGUUACAUACGCUCUGGCAAAACGAGGAGGCUGCUUGUCCCGGCAAGGAGUUUGAGAUUUGGCACCGUCGUCAUGACUAUUGGCUUCUGGCUGGUAUCGUCAAGCACGGCUAUGGCCGGUGGCAAGACAUCCAGAAUGAUUUAGCAUUUGCCAUCAUCAAUGAGCCCUUCAAGAGCGAACAAGGCAAAGGAAACUUUCUAGAUAUCAAGAACAAAUUCUUGGCACGCCGCUUCAAGCUAUUGGAACAAGCACUCGUUAUUGAGGAGCAGUUGCGCAGAGCUGCCUACCUUAACCUGACGCAGGACCCGGCACAUCCAGCCAUGGCACUAAACGCUCGGUUUGCUGAGCUCGAAUGUCUUGCCGAGUCGCAUCAGCACCUGUCGAAGGAGUCUGUAGCAGGCAACAAGCCAGCUAACGCCGUGCUGCACAAAGUCCUCAAUCAGCUCGAAGAGCUCCUUUCCGAUAUGAAAAGUGACGUGAGCCGAUUACCUGCCACCUUAGCACGAAUUCCACCGGUUGCUCAGCGCCUGCAAAUGAGUGAGCGUGGCAUCCUUUCACGUUUGGCUGGUGGAACUCCGCCAUUGCCACCUACCGUAGGAGCGCAGGCUGCGCAGGCUCAACAAGCGCAGGUUCAAGCGCAAGCUCAAGCCGUUCAACAGGCUCAAGCUCAGGCACAGGCAGCUGCUGCAGCUGCAGCUGCAGCGCAACAAGCGCAAGCGGCUCAAGCGGCUGCUGUUCAACAAUCGCAGGCGCAAGCCCAAGCUCAGGCACAGGCCCAAGCCGUCCAGCAGGCUCAGGCUCAAGCGCAAGCCCUAACAGCUGCAGCACUUCAACAACAAGCCGCUGCCCUACAGCUGGCUUUUGCUAAGAACCCACUUGCGGCAGCGCAACUCAGUCGGGCGGGGAUUUCAAUUACGCCUACAGGCCUCUUACCAGGAGGAGCAGGUGGCGGCACCAGCACCAACUCAAAGCAGCGUUGAAUGUGUCAACAACAAGUAACAGCUGUCGUAACUAGCGUCACACGCACAGUCGCUAGCAGCCCGUAAACCCCUCUCGUUUGUUCAUCACCUCCACCGUCACCACCAUCAUAACAUUUUUCCCUAGAUGAUUUUUAAGUGAUUAUUGGAGGUACGCAGUGGUCUGCGAGAACAGCAGUUCAACACAGUACACACGUAAUAAAUACCUACACAUAUUAUAAUUAUAGUAGAUAGAUUAUGAUGACGACGAUUAUAGCACACAAAUGGUGUAUCAGGAUGGAAGCGCAGGUAGAAAGUAGUACUGUGUGUAGCUCACGGGGGAACGAUACGCUUUGUCUGACAAGGAUAAAAAAAACAGAAAGAAGUCAGGGAAUCUAUUUUUGUUAGCUGGUACGGAUAAAUAUAUUUGCCGCUGGUAAAAAGUGAUCGAAAAUAAAAGCGGUGAUGAUUUGUGAAUGGUUACAAGAGGUCAAAGGGCAAAAAAGUUGUUCCUUCGAUCCGGUAUGUAACCGACUUAUCAUCAAAUCAGUAAACAUAUAGCAGUAUUGAUGAUAAUGACGAUGGAAAAUAGAAUACGAAUAAAACUAUGGAAAAGCAGCACAAGGGAGGGUCGUUUCAAACGAUAUAAAUAAUAUGUCAAUUAUAAAUAAUACCUAUCGACAAAUGGGUAACCAGAAAGGCCCUGUUUGCGUUAACGCUUACGCAGGGCAAAUUCGGGCAGAAAGGCAUACAAAAUAAAAUCACAUGGAGGCAAGGCCUGAAAGAAUAUUACUUUUUAGUGGGUAGCUAGCUAUCUUCUACUUUGUCGUACAGUUGGCAUGUUGUGUUUUAGGAAUAUAAUUGAGUGCAUUGGCCCUCAACAAGAGCUUGAGAACGGCUUACCUGUGUCUCAAGGUUGUUGUGUUGUCAUUAAUCAUUGAACACGCAAUGACACUGCGCCUGCUAGCCACAAUCCAUAUUAUUAUUGCUACUAUUAUCGUUAUUUUCUAUUUAAUAUGCUCAUCUAAAUAAUAAUUAUUGUAAAGUGGCGAAAAAUCGACAGAGAGACGAGAAUAGUAAUGUAUCUGAUGAUUGAUGAAGAAGCUUUCUCCCUAAUCUGAUUGCCCUAAACAAAAAAACAAACUAUAUACUAUUUCUCCAGGAGAUAAUUAUGAAUCCGGCAAGAAGGUUGUCUGGCUGAGAGACGGGUAUUUGAAGAGGGUAAAUAUUUUGUGUUCAGAAAAUGCAGGCAGAAUAAACAAAUCAGUGUGUAUUUGAAGUCAGUAAACAAGUUUAAUGAUUCUAUGUUACGAAAGCGAGAACGUUUGUCUUUGCAACGCAAAAAACCCUCGUACAGAAAUAUCGAGCAGCAAAAAUCGAACCCCCCAUUUAUAUACAGGUUGUGUAAAUAUUAUGACUAAUAUUAAUAAUAACAAAAAUAUCAUCAUUAAGUAUUAGUUAAAGUAAUAUUAUAUCAUGAAGCACCAGAAUUGUGACGAAUCAUGACCAUGACGACAAGGAUAGCACACAAUGAAUGAAUUAAUGAAUCGCACUAAAAAAAUCAUCGACUGACGAAAGAACAACUAAUAUACUCGGUCUAUCGUUUGAUGUGGAAAGAACCACUGCAGAUGGAAAGAAUAACAGACUGAAGUGUCUUGGCAGCCUGAAUAAGGGUUCAGUAACUAAGAUUACGACGAUAGACUGCGAUUGCUGUUAAUGUGGAAAGCGGCGAUGAGGUCAAUAUCCUAUUAAAGGAAAUAGUAGGCUAAAGAUUUUUGUGAGUAACAAGACGGAGACAAUUUUUAAGUAUCGACGAGCGUAGUACACGAGUUUUUAUUAUUAUGUGUUGGUAUCCUGUUAGAGCGAGGUCGGGCUGAUAAUAUAUAUAUAUAUAUACGUAUAUAUAUAAAGGUGGCGAACAGGUAGCUCUACGAGGUCGUCGGAACUAGGUAUAAAUGGCAACCGAUAAUGACAAUAUGAGAAAGAACAGACUUCACGCUAGGCAAAAUGUAAUAGCGACGGACUCGUGUUAUUCGUAUAGGUGCGAGUUGGCAUCAGUAUUUGAAAACGGUGACCACGGUUUGAGGAUAAAGUUACUACACUAAUGACCGAUGGAAAAGAAAAUCACGGAAAUUCGGAAGUGACGAUAAAUUAAAGGUGAAUGUUCUAAUAAAAUAGAGUAACAACAACAAAACUGAAUGUGUAUCAAUAAAAUUACUUCAUUUCUUUUCA